Messenger RNA from Acanthaster planci (crown-of-thorns starfish), 2461 nucleotides. RefSeq lists its product as uncharacterized. NCBI's taxonomy places the organism in Eukaryota, Metazoa, Echinodermata, Asteroidea, Valvatida, Acanthasteridae. The record is from RefSeq and is a predicted model, not a curated record.
CGUGCAUCGAUGGUGCUUUCGUGCAGUGCCCGCCAACUUCAAGUUCUCACGCGCAUUGGUCAUGUUCAUGUUAGUAGAACUUGUUUUAACAAAAUACUUUGGCGUAACCACCAGACUGUGAACAAUCAAGAUAGGGAGAUGCCAACAACCAUAGGUUGAAUACUUUGGACUGUCAGUAGUCGGCUAUUUGCCGCUGUGAAGUAUCCAGCAGAUGAAUGAGACGAUGCUCGAGACUUUAGUUUCUCAGAGAAGUGCAGAGUGGCAGGAGCUGAGGCAACGAGUUCAGCUGACGGCCUCCAAGUUCGGGGAUGCUGUCGGUGUGGGACAAGGAAGACCAUAUGACUUCUUUUUGUCCCUGCUCUCGGACGACGCCUGCUCUCAGGAAAAUAAAGAAAGCGAGUACACAAAACAUGGAAGACGUAUGGAGCCAAUCAUAGACGAGGCAUAUCAGCUCCUGACCGGGAACGAGACACAUGCAGCUGGCUUCUGGCAGCCACAAGAGGGCAGCAUACUGCACAGCCUCUGUGGUGCCACACCUGAUGGCAAAAUUUUGUCAGCCAGCGAGCCCAAGAAGCUCAUAGGGCUAGUCGAAUACAAAGCCCCAUUCUUCCAGUUGUAUGACUGCUCCAAGCAUCCCCACGGCAUCCCUAGACACUACAUGGCUCAGAUCCAGGGCCAGAUGGCUAUCUGUGAGGCUCCGUGGUGUGAUUUUAUGGCGGUGUCUACCCAGACCAGCGAAGUCAGUCUCCAAAGGGUCCACUUCAGCAGGGCCUACUGGCAGUGCGUGGCCAAGAAGCUCAGGCAAUUCAGCCUGACGCUCAAGGAGGCCAAACAGAGGAAGGAGCUGGGAAAACCGUUUCUCAACUUUCCUGGCAUACAGAGAUUGAAGAAUGAACCUAUUGCAAGAACCUUACUGCCGGGGGAAAAUAGCAUCACGGUAGAGAAUCUUUUAGAGGUCAACAGCAAGGGUCAGUUUCGAUCUUCGUCAGGAACGUGGAUGGAUUUUGAUUUCCUCAUGGGGAAUCCAGUCCCGGGUACCAGCCAUCUACAGGGGUACCAGUACGAUUGUAUCCUGAGAGAAAUAGACAGUGCAAUUCGGAAGCGGAACAUUCCAGACUUGGAAGCUGUCAAAUAGAUAACAAUGAUUCAUGUAUUUCCCUUUGACAUGCACUUUUGUGAAUGGUUCUCUGUGGCUUAGCAGCAAAGGUGUUUAAUUUGACGGCACCCCCACUUUGCUAAUGAAAGUGUAUUUUUUACAUUUUAGAAGCAGUGAAUGCACAAUAGGACAAUCAAAGUUUCACCAACUAAGCUUCGCUGGGUCCUAUUCCCAUCCAUAGAUUAUAGACCUCAAGCAAUCUGCAAAUUUCAGCCAGGAAAUGAGGCCAAAACCUCUCAUUCUAUUGGACCAAAAUAGGCUUGUGGUCUGCAUGCAGUUGUCCAUGACAGGAGAUGUUGUGUUACCCCUGAGAUGCUGUCCUAUCUGCUCCGUUAGUCCCCAAGCAGUUGUGUCUCAUAUUCAGCACUGUUUACUACGCUUACAAAUUCAAUAUUCAGAUGAUUUUUUGUGAGUGCAUUCUGAGGGUAUGUCUAGGUCCAAAGCUUGCAACAAAGGAAGCAAGGUGACGAAGAACAAUCUUCCUUAAAACAGUGGAACCUAAUUAAAGACAUCUAUUCAUGUUGGGACUUUUUAUCUGACUCUUCCGUGUGAUCUUGGAUCCAGUACGCUUUUCAUUGGUGGCAUUCUUUGGAAUUGUGACAAAGUGUCUGCAUUGGAAUGUUGCUAGUGUAAUAGAGGUGAAUUUAAUCUUUUUUUUUGUUAGUCCACGUAGCUAUAUAGAAGUGGUACCCCCCAGUUUACCCAGCAAAAACCUGCAUUGUGUGUACCCCUGUGUAAAGUGUUUGUUUAAGAGGCAUGCAGCUCUAUGACCAAGCAUGCUUAGGGUCUUUGUUCAGUAAGCAGGUCAGCAGCCAAGGAGUGCACAUGUACAUAAAGUCUCCUCUGAAGAUGUGUAGAACCUGCAGUGGACUUGGUUGUUGAAGUUUGAUUGUAAUUGAUUUGUGCCUUUUCUUGAUACUGUGUUUGGUUUGGUUUUUUGGGGGUCGUUAUUUUCUUAUUACCCGGUUCUGUAUUUUGUGCAAGCGAUUUCCCCCCAGAGUUGUCUUCUUCUAGUGUUCCAUUUUUGCAGGUUACACUUGCCUUGUAUAUGACGUUCUAAUCAGACCCUGAAAACAUACGCCAUCAUGCUAUUCUAGAAGACGACAUUGGGCUGGCAGGUUUUACACCAGACAUUAACCUAUUGCCAUGGAGAUAUAGUUGAAAUUCCUUUAAUCUAAAGAUUAUUGAAGGACCCUUAUCAGACUGAGAACAGACUUGCUCACUGGGAAGAAAGUUUCUUGAAGCCAGGGCUAUGGGUUUGUCUGACUGUGACGUAUUAAAGGGACAUCACUUGGCUUAGCAGUA